CCACUUCGAUUCGGGCCGAGAGCCUUCCAGAGCAAAGAAGCCAGGCCACCACGGCCAACACCAAAAAAACCCGACGACGACGAGCUAGCAGACGCCAGAAGAACCCAGCACAACUCCUGCCCGUUUCACUUUCGCGCACCACUUUUUGUUUCUGGAAGACAGACAGACAGUAGAGCCGAUCGCAUUCGCAUCGCAUCGCAUGGCGACGAGGCCGCCGGCAGCGGAGGGGAAGUCGUGGGAGCUGGCGGCGCACCCGCGGCUUCCCAAGGGCAAGACGGUGGCCGUGGUGGUGCUGGACGGCUGGGGCGAGGCGCCGCCCGACCCCUUCAACUGCAUCCACAUCGCCGACACGCCCACGCUCGACGCCCUCAACAAGGCAGCUCCGGAGAGAUGGAGGCUCAUCAAGGCGCACGGGACAGCGGUGGGGCUGCCCACGGAUGACGACAUGGGCAACAGCGAGGUCGGCCACAACGCGCUCGGAGCAGGACAGAUAUACGCGCAGGGCGCGAAACUGGUGGAUCUGGCGCUGGACUCCGGGAAGAUAUACGAGGGCGAAGGAUUCAAGUACAUCCAGCAGUCCUUCCUGGACGGUGGCACUCUGCACCUCAUCGGCCUGCUCAGCGACGGAGGCGUGCACUCCAGGUUCGAUCAGCUGCAGUUGCUGCUCAAAGGGGCUAGCGAGCGCGGGGCGAAGAGGAUACGGGUUCACGUCCUCACGGACGGCCGGGACGUGUUGGAUGGCAGCAGCGUCAGGUUCGUGGAAAUGCUCGAGGACGACCUUGCUAGGCUUCGGGAGAAGGGCGUUGAUGCGAGAAUAGCGUCUGGCGGUGGCAGGAUGUAUGUCACCAUGGAUCGUUAUGAGAAUGACUGGCAGGUUGUGAAGCGAGGCUGGGAUGCGCACGUCCUCGGCGAAGCCCCACACAAGUUCAAGAGCGCGCUCGAGGCCGUGAAGAAGCUCAGGGAGGAUCCAAAGGCAAACGACCAGUACAUGCCUCCCUUCGUCAUAGUAGACGAGAGCGGAAAGCCGGUUGGCCCGGUACAGGACGGAGAUGCUGUGGUGACGUUCAAUUUCAGAGCUGAUCGGAUGGUGAUGCUUGCCAAGGCGCUGGAGUACGAGGGCUUCGACAAGUUUGAUCGUGUCAGGUUCCCCAGGAUACGCUAUGCUGGUCUGCUUCAGUACGAUGGCGAGCUCAAGCUUCCAAGCCACUAUCUCGUUGCUCCCCCGGAGAUAGAGAGGACGUCCGGUGAAUACUUGGUGCGCAACGGCGUUCGCACCUAUGCUUGCAGUGAGACAGUCAAGUUUGGUCAUGUCACUUUUUUCUGGAAUGGGAAUCGGUCUGGUUAUUUCAACCAAGACUUGGAAAAAUAUGAAGAAAUUCCCAGCGACAUCGGCAUCCCCUUCAAUGUUCAGCCCAAGAUGAAGGCCUUGGAAAUUGCACACAAGGCAAGGGAUGCCAUCCUGAGCCGAAAUUUUGAUCAGGUAAGGGUCAACAUUGCAAAUGGAGAUAUGGUUGGCCAUACUGGAGACAUUGAAGCAACUAUUGUUGGAUGCAAGGCAGCUGAUGAGGCUGUUAAGAUCAUCCUGGAUGCCGUUGAGCAAGUGGGUGGCAUUUUUGUACUCACUGCCGACCAUGGCAACGCGGAGGACAUGGCGAAAAGAGAUAAGUCAGGAAAACCACUCCGGGACAAGGACGGGAAGGUCCAGACCCUUACUUCGCACACGCUGAAUCCGGUUCCAAUCGCAAUAGGAGGCCCUGGGCUUUCACCUGGGGUCAGGUUCCGUACAGACCUCGCAAAUGCCGGCCUCGCUAAUGUUGCAGCGACAGUCAUGAACCUUCAUGGGUUUGAGGCCCCUGAUCAUUAUGAGCCAACGCUGAUCGAAGUCGUCGACAAGUGAUGCCUUGGCCUUUGCUACUUCCUGUCUCAAUAAACUCAUCUGCCACUGCUUUGCAUUAGUUUGUCUAUGUAUAGGAGUAUACUCUACCCAGGGAUUAAUUUGGUUUCCGCUUCGCUAGUUGUGGGCCUGUGGCUGUCAUCAUCUGAACCGAUUCCUACUACGGUUGUCUGGCAUGUGUGGUGUAAUCGUACGCGAAUAUCAAUAUGUCACUGAUUUGUAUGUUAACAGUUUGUCAAGCCUUUGGAUGGAUAUAAA
Sorghum bicolor (sorghum) is the source of this 2152-nucleotide messenger RNA. RefSeq names its product 2,3-bisphosphoglycerate-independent phosphoglycerate mutase. Gene Ontology annotation, biological process: glucose catabolic process. Lineage: Eukaryota; Viridiplantae; Streptophyta; Magnoliopsida; Poales; Poaceae. The coding region runs from base 200 to 1897 and encodes 565 amino acids. Gene Ontology annotation, cellular component: cytoplasm. The transcript is spliced from 8 exons. Gene Ontology annotation, molecular function: manganese ion binding. The record is from RefSeq and is a predicted model, not a curated record.